UUGGAAUUUCCAUAAUGUGGGCUGUUUUAGCUUUCUUGUGCUUGUCAGCAAGAGCAGCAUUUUCACAGCCUAAUAGCCAAGUUCCUGCCUUUUUCAUAUUUGGAGAUUCUUUAGUUGACAAUGGCAACAACAACGGAAUCCUCACUCUUGCCAGGGCUAAUUACAUGCCUUACGGCCUCGACUUUCCUCAGGGCACCACUGGCCGUUUCACCAACGGCCUCACUUUUGUCGAUGUUUUAGCUAAAUUGUUGGGCUUCCCCAACUAUAUUCCUCCCUUUGCUGCAAUUCGUGGCCGAGCACUGCUUCAGGGUGCAAACUAUGCAUCUGGAGCUUCUGGGAUCAGAGAUGAAACUGGAAAUAAUCUGGGAGCCCACGUCUCAAUGAACCAGCAGGUAGAUAACUUUGGUAGAACAGUGCAGCAGCUAAGGCGAUUCUUCAGAGGAAAUGGGAACGCGCUGGCCGCCUAUCUCAGCAAGGCCAUCUUCUACUGCGGAUUGGGAAGCAACGACUACCUCAACAACUACUUCAUGCGCGAUUACUACUCAACCAGCUCCCGCUAUACACCAAAGGCUUAUGCUGAAUCCCUCCUCCAGGAUUAUGCCAGACAAUUGACAGCGCUCUACAACUUGGGAGCACGGAAAGUUAUUGUGACUGGAGUUGGACAGAUAGGGUGCAUACCCUAUCAGCUGGCGCGUUACAAUGGAAGUGGAAGCAGGUGCAACGAAGAGAUCAACAAUGCAAUCAUCCUUUUCAACAGUGGUCUCAAACAGCUGGUGGAUCAAGCCAACAGAGGUCAGCUGCCAGGGUCGAGAUUCGUCUACCUUGAUUCAUAUUUCAGCAGCCAAGACCUUGUCCAGAAGGCCAGAACAUACGGAUUUGAUGUGGUGGACAAAGGAUGCUGUGGAGUAGGAAAGAACAAUGGCCAGAUAACUUGUCUUCCCCUCCAAACUCCAUGUGAUAACAGACAGAAAUACAUAUUCUGGGACGCGUUUCAUCCAACUGAAGCUGCCAACAUUUUGCUUGCAAAGAAUGCUUAUAGUUCAAAGUCUAAAUCUUUUGCUUAUCCCAUUAACAUACAGCAACUGGCUGCACUCUAGGUCAAGAUUCUAACUUGAUUGUUUCCGAAUUUCUGUAAUUUCAAGUCUUUGUAUUGAGGAAACAUACUCCUCUGAACUCCAAUCUUUCAUCUUCUGUAACUUUUGCUACUGAUGUGCAACAUUUGUUGAGUUGGAAUUUAACCAAUGAUUCAUUCAACAAUA
Salvia splendens (bonfire salvia) is the source of this 1259-nucleotide messenger RNA. RefSeq names its product GDSL esterase/lipase At1g33811-like. Lineage: Eukaryota; Viridiplantae; Streptophyta; Magnoliopsida; Lamiales; Lamiaceae. The transcript has 5 exons. The coding region runs from base 15 to 1097 and encodes 360 amino acids. The record is from RefSeq and is a predicted model, not a curated record. Gene Ontology annotation, molecular function: hydrolase activity, acting on ester bonds.